Phyllotreta striolata is the source of this 3897-nucleotide messenger RNA. Lineage: Eukaryota; Metazoa; Arthropoda; Insecta; Coleoptera; Chrysomelidae. The record is from the annotation of a GenBank genome assembly.
UAUCACCGAGAGAGUAGCAGGCGAUCGAAACAAGUGGGAAACGGUCCCAUAGCAGGCUAGAUGCUCGUCGAGGAAGGUACCUCGGUGCCUACUACGAUUCUAUUCGCGUUUACUUUGACUAGUAAGGUCUCCGGCUCGACGGUCAUCCGGCGAAGAAGUUUUGGUAUAUACGGAGUGUUUGCGUUCCUUUUUUUUAAUAUCGGUGGAUUUAUUAUGUUGACAUAGAGAGGAUUGUAAAUUUCGACUUUUGGUGGGUUUGUGUGUGUUUUUCAAAAUUUUGGAUUUCGAUUUUCUUGGAUUUUAUCGGGAGAAGUUUCAUUCUAAAGAUGGUCGGGUUGAGGUUCGUGGACAAAAACCUGAACAAGGCCUUCUUCAAGCUGGGUCUGUUGGUGGGCAAGCACCCGGGCUACUUCCUGCUGGUGCCCGUCUUCCUCACGCUGCUCGGCAUGACCGGCUACCAGCAGAUGCACAACAACAUCGAUCCGGAGUAUCUGUUCAGCCCGGUGAACGGGGCCGGGAAGUACGAGCGGAACGUGGCGGAGAACUACUUCAAAGUGAACUACAGCGGCAGGUUCAGCGUGGCGAGGAUAACUCGAGCCGGGCGUUUUGGAAGAGUGAUACUGACGUCCAAAGACGGCGAUAGAAAUAUGUUAAGGGCGGAUAUAUGGAGAGAAUUGCGGCUGUUGGAUGGUUACAUUCAAAACAUGACGGUUUUUUACGAUGAAGAAUAUUUUACUUACAACGAUAUUUGCGCCAGAUGGAUGUCGGAUUGUUUCAUUAACGACAUAUUAAAUUUGGAUUAUAUCAUAGACGAUGUGGAAAAGAAAACUCUCAAUCUAACCUUCCCGUUGAUGUUCAAUCCGGUCACCUGGGACGCUCACGCCUUUCCCGUAUUCUUCGGAGGCAGCGAAGUCAGCGAAGACGGAUUCAUCAUCAGCGUACCGUCGGUGCAAUUGGUCUACUUCGGCAACGCCGAUACCAAGAAAUACGAUAAAAUGGGUGCUGCGUGGGAAGACGCAUUUCUGGACCUGAUAGAAAAGCUUCAGGAUAAGGAUAAUGUGUUCAAACACAUUAGAAUAGCCCGAUUCGCUUCCAGGACUCUCGAUCACGAAUUGGAGAAAAAUACACAGUCGGUACUGCCUUAUUUCACCUCGACUUUCGCUAUCAUGGCUAUAUUUUCUAUAGUGACUUGCAUGAUGUUCGAUUCGGUGCGAUCCAAACCGUGGCUGGGCCUGUUGGGCAACCUGAGCGCCGCCAUGGCGACGCUUUGCGCCUUCGGCGUCUGCAUGUACGCCGGCGUCGAUUUCAUCGGCCUCAACCUGGCCGCCCCCUUUCUCAUGAUAGGCAUCGGCAUCGACGACACCUUCGUCAUGCUGGCCGCCUGGCGGCGCACCUCCAUCAAGAUGAGCGUGCCCGAGAGGAUGGCCCACAUGCUGAGCGAGGCCGCCGUCUCCAUCACCAUCACCUCCGUCACGGAUUUCUUCAGCUUCUGGAUAGGGAUCUUCAGCCCGUUUCCUUCGGUCACCAUUUUCUGCAUAUACUCAGGUGCAGCGACUAUACUUCUCUUCAUCUGGCAUUUGACGUUUUUCGCGGCUUGCGUGGCCAUUUCGGGUUAUUGCGAGCAGAAAAACCUGCAUUCGAUAUUCUGUUUUAAGGUGUUGCCGAAGUCCAAAUCGAAGAAGCGCAACUUCCUCUACCGGUGGUUCUGCAGCGGCGGCGUCGAUCCCGACGACAUCGACAAUCCCCAGGAUAACACCGAGCACGGCGUCAUGGUGUUCUUCAGAGACUACUUCGGCGCGAUGCUCAACAACGGCUGCGUCAAAUUCAUCAUCAUCGUCGUAUUCAUCGCCUAUUUACUGGGCGCCGGUUACGGCAUUACCAAGAUAGAAGAAGGCCUGGAGAGGCGAAAAGUGGCCAAACACGACUCGUACGCCAUCGAGUUCUUCGACAGGGAGGACGAUUAUUACAGGGAGUUUCCAUAUAGAGUGCAAGUGAUCGUCAGCGGUAAAUACGACUACUCGGAUCCGAAGGUGCAGGCCCAAGUGGAAGAGCUGACUCAAACGUUCGAAAAUACCUCGUAUAUAUCGAACACUUUGUAUACGGAAUCGUGGUUGAGGAGUUUCCUGCAGUACGCCCAACGGAACCAGGAUUACUUGAAUCUCACCAUCGAUACCAAGGAAGGGUUCGCUAAAUCUUUGAAAGAGUUGUGGUUAGCUCCGAGCAGCUCCUUCUCCUUGGACGUGAAAUUCGACGAAAGCGGCGACGACAUAAUAGCGAUGAGAUUUCUGAUACAAGCUGUGAACAUAUCGGGCACGGAGCACGAGAAGGAAAUGGUCAGAGCCCUGAGGCAAAUAUGCAAGGAUUCGCCGUUGAACGCGACCGUUUUCCAUCCGUACUUCGUCUAUUUCGAUCAGUUCGAAUUGGUCAGGCCUCUGUCUAUACAAAACAUGAUAGUUGGAGCCGGUAUUAUGAUGUUGGUCACGUUUAUUUUCAUCCCGAACAUACUCUGCUCAUUUUGGGUGGCGCUUUCCAUAAUAUCCAUAGAAACAGGGGUUAUUGGAUACAUGGCGUUGUGGGGUGUGAAUCUGGAUUCGAUUUCUAUGAUAAAUCUGAUAAUGUGCAUAGGUUUUAGCGUCGAUUUCACCGCUCACAUCUGCUACGCUUACAUGUCCUCAAAGGCGAGAACUCCCAACGAAAAAGUCAAGGAUUCCCUAUACGCGCUGGGGCUGCCAAUAUUCCAAGGAUCGAUCAGUACCGUACUGGGAAUGAUGGCUUUGCUCCUAGCCAAUAACUACAUAUUUUCCGUUUUCUUCAAAAUGGUGUUCCUGGUCGUUUUCUGCGGCGCCAUGCACGGCCUAUUUCUACUUCCCGUAUUACUUUCCCUAUUCGGACCGGGAUCCUGCAGCAAGUCCUCCCCCGAAGACGACAUCAAACUAUCGAAAAUCGAGCAGUCCCUGCCGCAUCCCUACUGCAUCCCGCACCCCCAAUUCACCCUCAACGGCAACAAUUUGAGCGCCGCCAAGAACGCCACGCCGGUCCUGGAGCGCUACGCCAAGAAACCGCACGCCUCCAAGCUCUAUCCCGACGCGGACAAGGACCUGGGGCUCGGCACGUCCGAGGAGAACUCCAGCGAAUCGUCCAUACAAUCGCACAAGAAGCACCCGAUGGACGACGCCGCCCUGGAGAGGCGGUACCGCGACGCCUGGAGACGGAGCUCCGAGGCCGCCAUCGUCGGCUUCAGGAACUCCCAGGUGCUGGACAUCUUCGGAACCGAUUCGGAGGCUGAAUACUACAGGCGCAGAUCGAGAGCCACAGGAUCCUCCAAUCGCAUAGCGGACGAGCACCGCAGCGACAACCUCCUGAGCCCGAACCGGCACGAUGCCAGCAGGAGGUACUCGCCGUCCCAGGAGAGGUACGUGCCUGGAAGGCCCGAAGGGAACUUUGCCAGGUCCAGUUCUUACCACAACAUCGUCCAUCCGCAGCAGUACGUUAAAGAAUCCAGGUUUCCUUAGUGCCCAACCUAAGCGCGGAGGUUAUUUAUUUCAAUUUUUUUUAUCCUCAAAGUUCGUAGAUUACGUUUCUAUUGUAUAUAAGAUGGGAGAUUUAGUUGUAAUUGUUAAUUUACAUCAUACUUUAACCGACUGAUAAAUACUCUUUGUGAAGUUUGUUUCAAUUUGAUUGUUGUUUUAAGUGAGUUUGCGUUAAAGGCGCGGAUCAAGUAGCUAAAGCAAGUUACUAAAUCAAGCAACUAAAUUUUAGUUACUUGUAUAGUGUGGAUAACUUGAUUUACUAACUUGUGCAAGUACCUAAUUUAGUAAACUACUAAAUCAAGUUAUCCUUACCAAAUAAAGUAACUAAAUAAAGCUACUUGAUACGUGUCCCCGCGCCUUUAAGUUU